Messenger RNA from Aegilops tauschii subsp. strangulata, 1949 nucleotides. RefSeq names its product phospholipase A1-II 1. The record is from RefSeq and is a predicted model, not a curated record. Lineage: Eukaryota; Viridiplantae; Streptophyta; Magnoliopsida; Poales; Poaceae. Gene Ontology annotation, molecular function: glycerophospholipid phospholipase A1 activity. Gene Ontology annotation, biological process: lipid metabolic process.
UAUAUAUAUAUAUUAAUCAUGGGUAGUACGGGUUUUAAUAUCGAAUCUUUUGGUUAGUUGGCAUGAUUUGAUGGAUGCAUUUCGUUUGGAAAAUGUCUUACAGACUCUGAUUGUGUACACAAUCACUGGUGUUAUUGGCCAGAGUAAAAUCUUGGGCAAAAGACACUGUUCAUUGCUGGUCCCAAAUGAUGAUUGGUGAACCCCUCUCUUUUGAACCACACAAAGAUAUGGAUGAAUGGUUGCCAAGUGGGUGAGAGAUUUGGUGGGGUAGAGAGUGACAGGGGAACUCAUCUUCAACACGCAUAUCAAACUGCAGCCUGCAGGUUUCCUGGGGAAGCCAGUAGCCUAGCAUGUCCUAUAUAUACAAAAGGGUUUAGUUGUGGGCUCUUGUAAGCAACACUAACAGAAGCAUUUCCUGUCAAAUAUGAGUUCUCUAAGAGGGUUUGGAAAUAUCGCCAGAAGAUGGAGAGAACUCAAUGGUGCGAAUUACUGGAAGGGGCUACUUGAUCCUCUUGACGUCGACCUCCGGAAGAAUAUCAUCAACUACGGUGAGCUCUCACAGGCAGCAUACACUGGGCUCAACAGAGAGAGAAGGUCAAGGUACGCUGGGUCUUGCCUCUUCAGACGCAAGGACUUCCUCAGCAGGGUAGAUGUAUCAAACCCUAAUCUGUAUGAGAUUACGAAGUUUAUAUAUGCAAUGUGUACCGUGAGCUUGCCGGAUGAUUUCAUGAUAAAGCCACUGUCAAAGGCCGCAUGGAGCAAGCAGUCAAAUUGGAUGGGGUUUGUUGCUGUGGCCACCGACGAGGGUAAGGAAGUGCUCGGGAGGCGGGAUGUGGUGGUGGCAUGGCGUGGGACAAUACGGGUGCUAGAGUGGAUGGAUGACCUUGAUAUUUCCUUGGCGCCUGCUUCAGAAAUAGUACGACCAGGGAGUGCCAAUGAUCCCCGUGUUCAUGGAGGAUGGUUGUCCGUCUACACGAGUACUGACCCAGGGUCUCGGUACAAUGAACAGAGUGCACGAUAUCAGGUGUUGGAUGAAGUCAAAAGGCUGCAGGAUCUGUACAAGCAAGAGGAGACCAGCAUCACCAUAACAGGUCACAGCCUUGGGGCCGCUCUUGCAACCAUUAGUGCUACCGACAUUGUCUCCAACGGCUACAACAAAACCUGCCCGGUCUCGGCCUUCGUGUUUGGUAGCCCCAGAGUGGGCAACUCCGACUUCCGGAAAGCAUUUGACAGUGCGGAAGAUCUGAGGUUGCUCCGUGUCCGGAACUCCCCUGACGUGGUCCCAAACUGGCCAAAGCUGGGAUACAGCGACGCCGGCACAGAGCUCAUGAUCGACACAGGGGAAUCACCCUACAUCAAGAGCCCUGGGAACCCCUUAACAUGGCAUGAUAUGGAGUGUUACAUGCAUGGGGUUGCCGGGACGCAGGGGAGCAACGGAGGGUUUGAGUUGGAGGUUGAUCGGGACAUCGCGUUGGUGAAUAAACACGAAGAUGCACUGAAGAAGGAGUAUUCGAUUCCACCGUCUUGGUGGGUGGUUCAGAACAAAGGUAUGGUGAAAGGCAAGGAUGGUCGGUGGCAUCUGGCCGACCAUGAGGAUGAUGAUGACUGAUCCUUUUACGUGAUGCAAUUCAGUGCGACAGCUGGGCAACAAGUUGCAACCAACGAGCUUUCCUUGAGAACAUGGCAAAUAUUCUGCAUUAUCUUCUUUUAACUGUUUGAGAGUAAAGAAAUGCAUCCUGUUAUGUUCGAACUCAUAUUUUUCAGUGAACUGUUAUUGCUUUCGAGACCAGUGAGUUUAAAGAACUCUGAAAAGUCUUAAUUUUUUUUAGCUGUUCAUGUGUGACAUUUCCCCGCAUGAACAAUGUUAAGGAACUUGUGUGCUUUGUGUAUUAUUUGAUUAUUUCCUAAUAACAAGUAACAUGCACACAGUAUCAUGUUAGGUGUAUCAA